GUGGAGAUGUUUGUUAAUGUUUGGAAAAAUCAUGGUAAGAAUGUCAAUGAAGAACUAAAACAGAGAAGUAUUGCACCCAAACAGUUAGAGAGUGUUAAAUGGAGAUUGAACUUGCAGAUGGCUGAAGCAUCACGAGUAAAUUGAAACAACCCAGUGCUGUUGUACAAUUGGGUUUGAAGGAAAUCAGGAGUCAGACAAUCUUUUGUUAGAAUUCACUCAUGAGGAGCUCUACUCAUUUUAUGAUCAGCUUGAACAGAUCAAGAGUCAAUUAGAUGCUUUAAGAUAGCAUGAAAUGAUUAAGACAACUUUUUUGAACUGAGUUUCCUUUAUUGGGAAUUCACAGGAGAAAAUAAAUAAUUGAUUUAGUAAAUUAGAUUAUCAAUAGUUUUAUCAUGAGAUAAUCAAAUUCUAUUUUGUAUAAAGUUUCUGAUUUUUGCUGUUGCUAUGACAGUUGCUGUCUGUUGCUAUGGAUAUCAAAUAUGGCGGAAAAGGUGAUUUAUGACAAAAAAUAAAAGAUGAACUCUAUAACGGGACCUCAUGAUGACCCGAUAGAAGUGGGGAGACUUCUUGUGAAAGUGCAAGAUGAAUUACGGCAUGUUCGUGAGCAAAUAAACAAUGCUGUGGAGGGCAAGAGUAUAGAAAAAUUAGACUUGAAGAAUAUUGAAAAAGCAAUUGAAAGAACUGAGCUUGGGAUCAAGAGCAAAGCAUCAAAACUGGUACAAGUAUCCAACAAUCAAGUUCUUACUCUACCAUCCCUGGAACAAACCAUUACAAAGAAGAAAGUUGAAGAAAAUCACGAUGAAAAACCCAGUGCCUGCCUGAAGAAGCCUAAUGAAAUACAAACAAAGCUCAGCCCAAACAACGGUCUUCUUCAGCCAAUCAUUGUUGCAAAAAGUGGAGGGAAACCAGCACCAAAUGUACCAUCUCCUGGGCAACAGAUCAAAGAUUUGCGAACACUCCAGAUGCUCACAAGGCCAGAACACCCAAUAUCAAGAGAUAUCUUGAAAGACAAGUAUGGUGUAGCCCUGCCACAGAUCCAUGAAAAGUCAGAAACUGGUGUGGUAAAGCAAAAAAUUGUUACUGGUUGUACAGUUGAACCAUUGGCUUCAUUGCCUCGCUCUAAUAGAAUAGAUCCUUCACGUACACCACCGCCUGUGUCCGAGGAUGAUGCAAAAAAAGGAAUUUUGAGUUUGCUAGAGCGAGGUCUUAUACCCCCUGCAGCAGAGCUUUCACUUGAACCUUCUCCUGUACGGCAUCAUCAAGCAGUGUUACAUGACCCUAAAGAUCAGUUUAAGAAAAGAUUUACUGGAUUACAUGAUGAAUAUUAUGUUGGAGGAUAUAACAUUGCUGCUGUAAAGAUAGACAACGAUAAUGCUUUGAUUGCGAAGGAAACAUCUCUUGCGGAAAAGAAGAAAAAGAAAAUCGACCAAUUUCAAAAUGUUCACCAGGGUUCUACUGAUCACUCUUUGCUGCCGACAUCAGUCAGAGAUAUCGACCUCAUUUUUCCACAUUCUGUCCCUCUUCCCUCACCUUCAAACGAGGUGAAAAGUGCACAUAAAUUUGUAAUCCAAAAUGGAAAAGUGCGAUCAACUUCUCAGGAUUUUAUGGAUUUUAAACGUCAUUAUUGUCUAUCUUGGGGCAGUAUUGUAACCUUAAUAGUGAAGCUUGGGAUCAUGCGUGAUUAUUCUAUACCGUUAGCGAUUAUCGAUGCUGAUAGGUUAGCUGAUCUGGCAUUGGUGUUUGAACUGGAGGAAAGACCUCAGUUAAGCCAUUUUCUGACGUGCAUUUAUAAUUGUGAAGAUGUUGAAAGGGCAAUAAGAACACCUGGUCGUCGUUAUUUUGCACAGGAUGGUGAAAAAAUGGCUGCUAUAAAAAUCCAGUCUUCUUGGCGACGUUUUCGUGAUCGUAAGGCUUACCUAGAAUAUCGCAGGAAACAGUGGGCGGCUGGUGUCAUUGCCAUAUCGUGGAUCAUGAACUGUAAACUGUCCAUGAUAAGGAAACAGUUGAAACAUCUUCGACAAACUCAAGUGGAGAAAUUCAAACUGAGAUCAAGAAUUUUUCGUUCAAGAUGGAGUAAAAUCAAGGAAUCCAGAAGAGUUGUUGUCCACAUUCCUUCAUUAGGAUACCCGCAACAUAUUCGAAAUAAUCUAACAGAUCUACCAAUGUUACAAAACUUGCAAAUGGCAAGGCUGUGUGAUAUUUCAGAUGCUAGGCAAGAUGUGAUCUAUGUUAGUCCCGUUGAAAUUACCGAAGACGUUCAUCAGUAUUACUCCAAACUUCUUGCAAUGAAAGCCAAAAGUGAUGAUGAUCCUCAAGAUGAAAAUAUUGCUAACAGAUAUAAGAUCGUUGUGCCUGAAACUUUGGACCGAUUUCCCAACCACAACAUGUGUCUCGCCUCUUUACUUAAAUACAGCCCCAAAACAAUUCAAAGAAUCAAAGCAUUAAUCAAAGGACGAGAUGCUUACAUUGUUCCGGGUGUUCUCCAUCAGGAUGAUCUCUAUAUUUCCGAUCUCUUAGAUCUACCUAUCCUAAGCCCAGAUCCUGAGAUAGCUCAUCUUUACUCAUCGAAGUCAGGCACAAAAAGAAUAUUCAUCGCUGCAAAUGCGGAUUUUCCACCUAGUGAAUUUGAUAUUUACAGUUUACCUCAGCUUCACGAAUGUUUGGCUCAGUUAGUAACAGAGAAUCUGCAUAUAAAAAGAUGGCUUUUCAAAAUGGAUGACGAAUUCGCAGCACGGGGAACAGCUUAUUGCGACGUCACACCGCACUUAAGUUGUUACGUUGCUGCAAUCAAAGAAAGCCAGCGGUACGGUGAGAAGUGGGGCAAGAAAUGGGCCCACGAGCCAACGAUGGUUAAGAUCAUUUCUGAGAUUCCUAAAAUACUCUCACAGCAUGCUUCGCCCGUUAUCAAAGAUGGGUACGCUAAUUGGGAGAAGUUUUUAGAAGUUUUUCUCCAAACAGGCGGUAUUAUCGAAGCUUGUCCACCAAGUGACAGUGUAACUGCUUUGACUACAGAUUUGUUGAUAGAACCAGAUGGAAACAUGUCCGUAUUAAGUACCAGUGAUCAAAUCCACGCUACUUCUGCUUAUCAAUGUUGGGGUAACUCUUUUCCCCAAGCGUCAGUUGAUCCUCGUGUGCUCAUGGAGAAAGCCAUUGCAAUAGCUAAUGUGUGUCGUCAACGAGAUAUCAUUGGUUAUAUUUCUAUAGACUUUGUUACCUUCAUUGACCCUGAUACGAUGGAGCAGAUAUUGUGGGUUGUGGAUCUCAACUUAACUCACAGUGAUAGCUUAGCGCAAAUGAAACUUAUAAAAUAUGUGACAAACGGUAGUUUUGAUUGUGAACGGAGUACGUUUCAAGUACCUGUAAAGGUGAAGAAAUCUGAAUCUGCGCUUGCAGUUUCACGAAAACGUAAAAGUAUUGCACCGGUUGAGCCUCCUCCAAAUCCUUACCGUUACGCGAUAUUCAGUUCACGACUUAAGCACAGCAACCUGAGUGUUAUACAUUACAGUGUCUUCUUUCAAAUGUGCCGUGCUCAUGGUAUUGGCUUUGAUAUGAAGGAAAAAGCAGGCACGAUAUUUUGUUUGGUUGAUAGUAAAAAGAAAGAGUUUUUUACUAUGAUGGUAAUAAGUGAUGAACUUCAAGGAUCACUUUCCACAUUCGCACGAAAUCUCUCCGUGAUACACCAAGAAAUAUCCUCACCAAAUAUGCAAGGAAGAAGUAACUUCCAAGAGGCGGUUGAUGAUAUUGAGGAGAUUUUAGCAACAACAGAAGAGAACGUGAAGCUAAAUCGUACUGGAAAGACGCCUCAACUUCAAGCUCCUAGACCAAAAGAAUUACAAAAAAUUUUGACGAAGCAUCAAAACAGUGUAGCUAAAGCGUUAAACGCUGUGGGUAAUGAGGCAACAGAAAAAGGAAGCACAUAUUCGACUGAUGAAAUUAAUCAAAGCAUGUGUUGUGCAGCACCACAAUCGCAAUUGCAACAGCUCUCGUCCACUUCCAUUGACAUCAAUCCACCUCCACCUUCUCCUGGAAGUAAUUGCAAUCACACAAACUUGGAAAAGAAUAACGACGACACUUUGUCCUGAUUUAGUUAGUCAAAUCUCGUCGGUAUGAAUAAUAGGGUGAUGUUGCUGAUGUGGCGUUACUUUCUUUUUGUCAUGUCUAUUUGCUUCUCUAUUAUAAAGAAACUACCACCAAAAAGUUGGUAUUUUACUUUUAUGAAGACUAGCAAUCGAAUCGUGCCCAAUAAACUUCUUACUA
This is a messenger RNA of Xenia sp. Carnegie-2017, 4257 nucleotides long. RefSeq names its product IQ domain-containing protein H-like. Gene Ontology annotation, molecular function: protein binding. The record is from RefSeq and is a predicted model, not a curated record. Lineage: Eukaryota; Metazoa; Cnidaria; Anthozoa; Malacalcyonacea; Xeniidae.